AUGGAUCUCAACAAUGGUCAUCCCUCUCUUGAGCCGGGCCUUAACUGUGCUGCAUUAAACGCUGGUAAAGCAUCCAAGUGGGAAAGUUUGGCCUGCAGUAAGAAGUUAGGUUACAUUUGCCGCAAGGGAAAUUCAACAGAUAUCAAGCCUUCAACAGGUGUAGAUGAGCGUAACUUCUGUCCAGUGCCGUGGGUGCUGUACGCUGGUCACUGUUAUUAUCUGCAGCGCACAAAUAAGACGUGGAGUGAUGCUUUGACUGCAUGUCACAGAGAAGGAUCAGAUCUGGCCAGCAUUCACAAUAUUGAAGAACACAGUUUCAUCAUAUCUCAGACUGGAUACAUGUCAACUGAUGAGCUCUGGAUUGGUCUUAAUGAUCAAAGGAUUCAGAAUCUGUUUGAGUGGUCAGAUAGAUCACACGUCACCUUCACUAAAUGGUUUGUUGGAGAACCUUCACACAUCACAAAUCGAAUGGAGGAUUGUGUUCUCAUCAGAGGACAGGAGGGAAAGUGGUCAGAUCAUCUGUGUGAGUCAGCUCAUGGUUUCAUCUGUAAGAAGAAAGCUUCCAUUAAACCUGAAGGAUCUCCAGAGGUCAUCAGUCCUGGAUUUCCAUCUAAAAUGGCAGAAGGACUCACUACAACCCGAGAGCCUCCGACCACACGACCUCUCAGCUGCCCGGAUAAAUGGAUUAAAAAAGGUCCAGGAAGUUGUAUUGGGAUCUACAGAAAUAAGAAGGAGAAGAAGAAGACGUGGUUUGAAGCGCGUGAUUUCUGUCGAGCUAUUGGUGGUGAUUUAGCGAGCUUUCAUUCAGAAGAUGAAAUGAAUGUAUUACCGUUUUUCACAUCAGACCCAGCGUGGAUCGGCUUCACUUCAUUGGACAGUAAUUCUGGUUUUGUGUGGUCAGAUCAAACUCCUUCCGAUUAUCAGAACUGGGCCUAUGAGGAACCAAACAAUGUCAACAAUAAUGAGAACUGUGCUGAAUAUGGCACUAAUUAUGACCGCAAGUGGAAUGAUCGUGAUUGUGAUACUUAUAUGGACUGGAUCUGUCAGAUUCCAAUAGGCAUAACUCCAAAAUCCCCACCGGCAUCAGUCAUUCAAGAAUAUAACAAGACGUCUGAUGGCUGGAUUCAGUACAAUGGCAGUCAGUAUUUCAUCAAUCUUGAUUUUUACUCUAUGGGAGAAGCUCGUGCCUUCUGUAAGAAGAAUCAUGCUGAUCUUGUUGUCGUCACUGGUAAUACUGAGAGGAGGUUUAUAUGGAAGCAGAUAUCUAGACGUGGAGGAUCACAAACUCAGUACUACAUCGGGAUGACUGUAGAGUUGGACCAAUCCUUUAGUUGGGUGGACGGUUCACCUGUUGUAUACACUGCAUGGGAACAAGAUGAACCAAAUUUCGCCAACAAUGAUGAGAACUGUGUGACCGUUUUGAAAAGCUCAGGAUUCUGGAAUGAUGUUAAUUGUGGUUUAUCGUUACCCUCAAUCUGUAAAAGAAGUGCUGAUUUUGUCAACACCACCGUGUCUCCAACCACCGUACCAGCGGGCGGCUGCGCUCCUGAAUGGACUCUGUUCAGAGGAAAAUGUUACAAGUUUUUCGAUAAUAAGAUGUAUUGGGAACAAGCACGAGAUCACUGCAUUUCUAAUGAAGGCAAUCUGGUGUCUAUUUGGAGUCGCACAGAGCAAUUUUUUCUCACAACUUUAAUGCUAAGUGCUGUUGAUGACGUGUGGAUCGGUGCAAAUGACAUUGACACAGAUAAAACAUUUGUGUGGGCUGAACAUCGAGCUGUCAAAUACACAAACUGGCUCAAAGGUGAACCUUCAUCAAUGGGCAAUGACUGUGUUGUGAUGGUUAAACACCCAGAGAAGUCCACUGGUAUGUGGAAAGUUGAAGACUGUGGAGAUAAGAAAGGUUUCAUUUGCAAGAGGAACACAGACUCUCAGCUGUCCGCUCCCGUGACCACAGCAGUACCACAGAAAUACUUCAGUCUGGGCAAUGAUUCAUAUAAGAUCCAGCUGGAGAAGAUGAGCUGGGAUGAAGCGAGAAGACAGUGUAAAGCUGAUGAUGCUGAUCUUGCGAGUGUACUGGACUCCAUCAGUCAGGCGUACACCAGCCUACAAGUCGACAAUCUCAAAGAACCUUUGUGGAUCGGACUCAACAGUAACCUGCCAGAUGGACGCUAUCGCUGGGUGGAUAACUGGUUUCAAAGAUACAGUAAAUGGGCUACAGGAGAACCCAAAAACAAUUUAGCUUGUGUUUAUAUUGACACGGAUGGAGAUUGGAAAACUGCAGCGUGUAACAACACAUAUUAUUCCCUCUGUAAACGAUCAACAGUUUUUGCCCCUACAGAUCCUCCUCAGCUGCCGGGUAACUGCCCCGAAUCAGAUCAGAGGAACAGUUGGAUCCCGUUUAGAGGACACUGCUAUACAUUCAUGACCUCCGUAAAAGACAUCUGGGUUCAUGCCGCAGUAGAAUGUAUAAGAAUGGGUGCAUCUUUAGUGAGUGUUGAGGAUCCAAUAGAAUCACAGUUUAUCCGACAAAACCUGGAGAUCCUGCAAGUCAAGUCCGCCUGGAUUGGACUUCACCCCAGUAAUAAGGGUAAUUGGAUGUGGAUUGAUAAUACGGUUGUGGAUUACAUGAACUGGGAACCGCAGAUGCCGGAUAAUGUUAGAAUUUGUGUAGAAGUUCAGUCAGAGACUGGGAUGUGGAGCACCACCAGCUGUAUUAAUCACAGAGGUUAUAUCUGCAAGACUGCUAAAGUUAUACCAUCAACAGAGAAGCCAUCAGUCUCAGAAGGAGUCACUACAACCCGAGAGCCUCCGACCACACGACCUCUCAGCUGCCCGGAUAAUUGGCUUAAAAAAGACCCAGGAAGUUGUGUUCGGAUCUACAGAAAGGAGGAGGAUGACAAGAAGACCUGGUUUGAAGCGCGUGACUUCUGUCGAGCUAUUGGUGGUGAUUUAGCGAGCUUUCAUUCAGAAGAUGAAAUGAAUGUGUUACCGUAUUACAGAUCAGACGCAGCGUGGAUUGGCUUCACUUCAUUGGACAGUAAUUCUGGUUUUGUGUGGUCAGAUCAAACUCCUUCCGAUUAUCAGAACUGGGCCUCUGGUGAACCAAACAACGUCAACAAUAAUGAGAACUGUGCUGAAUAUGGCACUACUUAUAACCGCAGGUGGAAUGAUCGUGAUUGUGAUACUUAUAUGGACUGGAUCUGUCAGAUUCCAAUAGGCAUGACUCCAAAAUCCCCACCGACAUCAGUCAUUCAAGAAUAUAACAAGACAUCUGAUGGCUGGAUUCAAUACAAUGGCAGUCAAUAUUUCAUAAAUCUUGAUUUUUACUCUAUGGGAGAAGCUCGUUACUUCUGUAAGAAGAAUCAUGCUGAUCUUGUUGUCGUCACUGGUAAUACUGAGAGGAGAUUUUUAUGGAAGCAGAUAUCUAGAAGUGGAGUAUUACUAACUCAGUUCUACAUCGGGAUGACUGUAGAGUUGGACAAAUCCUUUAGUUGGGUGGACGGUUCACCUGUUGUAUACACUGCAUGGGAACAAGAUGAACCAAAUUUCGCCAACAAUAAUGAGAACUGUGUGACCGUUUUGAGAAGCUCAGGAUUCUGGAAUGAUGUUAAUUGUGGUUUAUCGUUACCCUCGAUCUGUAAAAGAAGUGCUGAUUUUGUCAACACCACCGUGUCUCCAACCACUGUACCACCGGGGGGCUGCGCUCCUGAAUGGACUCUGUUCAGAGGAAAAUGUUACAAGUUUUUCGAUAAUAAGAUGUAUUGGGAACAAGCACGAGAUCACUGCAUUUCUAAUAAAGGCAAUCUGGUGUCUAUUUGGAGUCGCACAGAGCAAUCUUUUCUCACAACUUUAAUGCUAAGUGCUGUUGAUGACGUGUGGAUCGGUGCAAGGGACAUUACCUUAAAAAAAAAAUUUGUGUGGGCUGAACGUCGAGCUGUCAAAUACACAAACUGGCUCAAAGGUGAACCUUCAUCAAUGGGCAAUGAGUGUGUUGUGAUGGUUAAACACCCAGAGAAGUCCACUGGUAUGUGGAAAGUUGAAGACUGUGGAGAUAAGAAAGGUUUCAUCUGCAAGAGGAACACAGACUCUCAGCUGUCCGCUCCCGUGACCACAGCAGUACCACAGAAAUACUUCAGUCUGGGCAAUGAUUCAUAUAAGGUCCAGCUGGAGAAGAUGAGCUGGGAUGAAGCGAGAAGACAGUGUAAAGCUGAUGAUGCUGAUCUUGCGAGUGUACUGGACUCCAUCAGUCAGGCGUACACCAGCCUACAAGUCGACAAACUUAAAGAACCUUUGUGGAUCGGACUCAACAGUAACCUGACAGAUGGACGCUAUCGCUGGGUGGAUAACUGGUUUCUAAGCUACAGUAAAUGGGCUACAGGAGAACCCAAAAACAAUUUAGCUUGUGUUUAUAUUGACACGGAUGGAGACUGGAAAACUGCAGCGUGUAACAACACAUAUUAUUCCCUCUGUAAACGAUCAACAGUUUUUGCCCCUACAGAUCCUCCUCAGCUGCCGGGUAACUGCCCCGAAUCAGAUCACAGAAAUAGUUGGAUUCCGUUUAGAGGACACUGCUAUACAUUCAUGACCUCCAUAAAAGACAUCUGGGCUAAAGCCACAGUGGAAUGUAUAAGAAUGGGUGCAUCUUUAGUGAGUAUUGAGGAUCCAAUAGAAUCACAGUUUAUCCGACAAAACCUGGAGAUCCUGCAGGAUGAAGUCAAGUCAGUCUGGAUUGGACUUCACCGCAGUCAUAAGGGUGAUUGGAUGUGGGUUGAUAAUACGGUUGUGGAUUACACAAACUGGAAACCGCGGAUGCCGGAUGAUGUUAACAUUUGUGUUGAAGUUCAGUCAGAGACUGGGAUGUGGAGCACCAUCAACUGUGAUGAUCAGAGAGGUUAUAUCUGCAAGACUGCUAAAGUUAUACCACCAACAGAGAAGCCAUCAGUCUCAGAUGAUUGUCAGGUAGAUCAGAGGUGUCAUGGAUGGCUGGCAUCGCUGUGGUGGUCGUGUUGGUCAUAAUCGCUGUCGCAGGUCUUGCUGGGUUUCUGUUCUUUAACACGUACCCUUCAUACUGUAAUCAAUAUUAACGUCAAUUAUACAUGGAAUCCUUGUCAAAUUCUUAUAGAGUACACCGACAAAACGAGAAACAUUUAUGAAUGAUUUUAUUGCUAUUUUACACAUUAAAUGUCUUAAAGAGCCAGUAAGAUGACAAUUUUAAGCAUCCUAUCACUAUUUAUAAGUCCCGGACAUCAGAUUUAAAUGCAUGCAAGGUCAAAAAACACUGUAAUUUUCUCAAAAUAUAAAUUUAAAAUUACCCCAUUUCUCAGAGAUCCCAAACCAUGGGUCUUCAACCGGGGGUCUGCGGCCCCCAGGGGGUCCGCGACGGAACUGCAGGGGGUCCGCCAAAUGAUGUUUG
Messenger RNA from Misgurnus anguillicaudatus (oriental weatherfish), 5413 nucleotides. The record is from RefSeq and is a predicted model, not a curated record. NCBI's taxonomy places the organism in Eukaryota, Metazoa, Chordata, Actinopteri, Cypriniformes, Cobitidae.